Cannabis sativa is the source of this 1843-nucleotide messenger RNA. Its product is annotated as protein ANTAGONIST OF LIKE HETEROCHROMATIN PROTEIN 1. The coding region runs from base 233 to 1594 and encodes 453 amino acids. The transcript has 2 exons. NCBI's taxonomy places the organism in Eukaryota, Viridiplantae, Streptophyta, Magnoliopsida, Rosales, Cannabaceae. The record is from RefSeq and is a predicted model, not a curated record.
UCCUCCACAUAUAUAUUUAAAUUAAUGUGAGCGGAUCCGGCCGCCGGAGCUGUGAUUGGGUUGACCCAAUUUACAAACCCUGGUGAGCCUUAACCAGCGCACAAAGAGAAGAAAAGAAAAGUCUGUUUUCGUUUUCCGGUGGCGACCUGAGUCUGUCUGAUCUCCGCCUCCACCCAGGGGCCCUUUCAAAUCAAUCUCUCAUCUGUCUUGGGAUUCAAAAAUCUCGAAGAAGAUGGAUCAGCCCUUCCUACUCAUGCUCUCGAAUCUCCUACAUCUCCAGAACUCCCUCGACCCAACAACUUCUUUGCUCUCCGAUUCUCUCUCCUCACCCACCUCCGCCUCCGCCGCGUCUUCUUCUUCUUCCUCCCCAACUUCCCUCCUCACCUCUUCCUCCGCAGCUCCCCUCCUCUUUUUCACCAUCGCCUCUGUCCUCUCCUACAUCGCCUCCUCUCGCCCCUCCCCCGCCAGGUCCUCCGCUAAUCGCCCUCCCUCUUCCUCUGCCGGAAAAUCUUCUGCCUCAGACUACUCUGUCUCCGCCUUUCGAGCCCUCUCCACCGAGCACAUCUGGUCCCUUGAGGCCCCUCUCCGAGAUGCACAGUGGCGUUCAAUGUACGGCCUCUCCUACCCUGUCUUCAUCACCGUUGUUGAGAAGCUCAAGCCCCAUAUCGCUCUCUCCAAUCUCUCACUUCCUUCUGAUUACGCCGUCGCCAUGGUGCUUUCUCGCCUCUCCCAUGGCUGGUCCGCAAAAACCGUUGCUGCUAGGUAUUCUCUUGACCCCUAUCUUGUUUCCAAGAUCACUAACAUGGUUACUCGCCUACUUGCUACCAAGCUCUACCCAGAAUUUAUCAAGAUCCCAGUGAGCCGCCGCCGGCUUAUUGAGACUACUCAAGCUUUUGAAGAGCUGACUUCGCUUCCCAACAUGUGUGGUGCCAUUGAUGGGAGCCCAAUUAAGCUUCAUAAGCUUCCCCGUGACCAGAAUUUGUCUGGUAAUUACAAAUGCCGAUAUGGAUAUCACUCUGUUCAACUUCAGGUGGUGGCUGACCAUAAGAGAAUCUUCUGGGACGUUUGCGUUAAGGCUCCUGGUGGGACUGACGACGCUGCCCAUUUUCGGGACAGUCUUCUAUAUAAUCGACUGACUUCAGGCGACAUUGUUUGGGACAAGGCUAUUAAUGUCCUAGGUCAUCCUGUUCGACCAUACAUCGUUGGGGACUGGUGCUAUCCCAUGAUGCCUUUCUUACUGACGCCAUUUUCACCCAAUGGGAUGGGCACCCCAGCGCAGAACUUGUUUGAUGGGAUGCUUAUGAAAGGCCGGUCUGUGGUAGUUGAUGCAAUUGGGUUGCUCAAAGGGAGAUGGAAGAUUCUUCAGGACUUGAACGUUGAUCUUAAUCAUGCCCCGCAGACAAUUGUGGCUUGUUGUGUUUUGCAUAAUUUGUGUCAGAUUGCCAAAGAGCCGGAACCAGAGCUUUGGAAGGAGCCUGAUGAGAAUGGAGGCCCGCCCAGGGUGCUAGACAGCGAGAAGUCGUUUUAUUACUUUGGUGAGAGCUUGAGGCAGGCAUUGGCUGAGGACUUGCACCAAAGGCUUUCAUCAAGAUAGGAUUUUUUAGGAAAUUGGAAGAGUGAAAAUCCAUUCAGUAUAGCCAUAUUCUUCUAUUGUCGCUGUUUGCCGGUUACAAAAUGUAAGCACAAUAAACCAUGGAACCACGGGCGGACCCACAUAUAACGAGAUGGGACAAUCACCCUUGAAAAAAAAUUGGGAAAAAAAAAUAUAUACAUUUUAAUUAGUUACAACAGAUAUUUGUAGUAAAAGAUGAUAUUUACAAACAUAAUAUUAACUUUGGUAUAA